AUGGUCGUGGCUGAGCACUGUGUGCGGCGACGCGCCCGUGCUGUCCUUGCACGACUGGCUGGACCAGAACCACAGCAGCUACGGAAGAAGAGACGACUCUUCCUCCACUUCCGCCACCUCGCCUGCGUCUCACCUGCUGCACAACCAUCCAGCAGCACAGCCGCUCCUCACCUCCAUCAUGGUCGCGCCAAUCCAAGAUGCCCUGUCUUUGACCAAGCUGCGGCGCGCAUGCCUUCGCUGUCUUCGCUUCCAUACAUCCUCCAGCGCGUUCUCAUUGACCUGUUCGAGUCGUGCCAGUCGCCCACACAUGUGCUGUGCCUUGGCUUUCGUCGCUCCACCGGCGGUGAUGACAAAGGAUCCAUCAAGGCUGUUCUGGAAAUACAGGCCGUGUUUUCCAACACGCUCCAUGCCACGAUCAAGAGCAAGCCGUGGCGUGCCCUGCAUGCCGCCCUCGGUGACUACACCAUCUUCUACAUCUUCCGCUACAUGUUCGUGUUCCAGCGACUCCACAACAACUGCCUCUUGCAGCUGUCUUGCCCGUCUCUCGGCCUCUCUGCGCGAUCACAAAUGCGAAUCGAAGACCCAAACGAGCAGACGACGGCGACGACGCGUCCUCCCACCAGCAGCAGCAGCAGCGCGUUUGUGCAGGCAAUGACGGCGAUGACAACAGCGACAGCUCGAUCAAAGAUGUUUUACGCAUUCAACCUCUCCGAACGCAUGCCGGCAGACCACCCAUUGCUGAAGGAUGGCAGUUGCGGCACAGGAACAGAAAUCAAGAAGUAUGUGUCGAGCGGCAACUUGGAAAAAAAGAAUGUGAGAGAACUGUAA
This is a messenger RNA of Salpingoeca rosetta, 828 nucleotides long. RefSeq lists its product as uncharacterized. The record is from RefSeq and is a predicted model, not a curated record. Lineage: Eukaryota; Choanoflagellata; Craspedida; Salpingoecidae. The transcript has 7 exons. The coding region runs from base 1 to 828 and encodes 275 amino acids.